Molecule: messenger RNA, 1224 nt
Organism: Anopheles moucheti
Lineage: Eukaryota; Metazoa; Arthropoda; Insecta; Diptera; Culicidae
Exons: 4
Coding region: 1-1224 (407 amino acids)
Source: RefSeq, a predicted model, not a curated record
AUGGGCCAGUUGAGUAAACAUUUUCGACAGGUAACGGGCGGCAAAACGUGCCGUGAUAUAUUGCAUCCAGAUCAAACUUGCCGUGCCGCCUGGUGUACGUUCUUCGUGGAGGGUGUGCUCGGUGGCAUACGCCACUACCUGCCAGCUGUUGUGACCCCGAUGCUGUUCCGCGUACGGCAGUGGAACGAGCCGGAAGUGUGGCGAAACUUUCUACGGCAGUACGCGCGAUGCAUUUUGGCCGGUUUGCCAAUGACGGGCGGCAGUUUCUUGGCCUUCUGCCUAUUCUACAAGUGCAUGGGGAAGUUUCCGGCGGCAUGGUUCGUGUUGAUACCGUCACUAGCUGGUGGUUUGACGGCAAAGUAUCUUCCACGCCACAUCGUUCGAGCGCAGGGCAUCGGGUUGUUCAACAUGUACAUCGAAUUUCUCAUAAGACGUGCGCGCAGUCCUGCCGUGGCUUACCUUCGCCACUCGCGGCUGCAUGCGACCGCGAUUUUCGCGCUGCUCAGCGCGGGCAUUAUGGCGGCCCGGCAAUGUUUGCAGCUGGAGCGGUUCUGGUUCGCUUGCACCUACCCGAACGAUCACUGUGGCGUUCGGCAUGUACCGCAGGACGGGAAUGCUAACCCACCGGCGCCGACCAGCUGCCAGCAGCACAUCAUCACCGCCAUGACGCGGUCGGUGUACAUCGGGCUGGCGGUCGGUUUGGUGAAGAACUUUCUGCCCCGCAUGCCAAUGCUGCUGACCGACCCGCUAGCGCUUGGCCGUCUCCUGCUGACGCGCUUCGACUUGGGCCUGUUCGGGUUUAUCACAUGCUACAAAACCAUCUACGAAAUCGUCAACUGUCGGCUGGCAACGCGACCGCCGCGUUCGCGACCUUCGCCCGUCAGCCGCAGCGCGAUCGGUGGCUUGUGUGCCGGUUUGGCUUACUAUUGCUUCCCGAGCUAUUUGCUCUUUACCUUCUCCAUCACCGAGCUGGUGGAGCUGUGCUGGAUAGCUUAUAUGCGCACGGAACGGUUCGUCAAGUGUGGCACCGUCCGUUGGCUGGACCGUGAAGUGCCGGUGGCCAUUCUGCUGUACACCGUCAGCUUGGGGCUGCUGUGCCAUUUGCGCAUCGUCUACCCGUACCACAUCAAUCGCUACUGGCACCGGCUGAUGGCUAACGGGACCUGGGGCCGCUCGGACACGCUGGCGUACAAUUACGCCCGAAUCCUUCUUGGUGGCAAGUGA